UCAUCGCACGCCGUACCUCGCGAACGCACAUCUCACGCCGUACCUCCUACCAAUGGCCGCCGCCGCGAUGCCCGUCGCCGCUCCCGUCCUCUCCGCGCGCGCGUCUUUCCGCGGAUCCUCGAAAUCAUCGGUUCGCCGAUCGACCGCGAAAGCCGCCGCGACGACGACGCGCCGCCGCGUCGCGACCGCGACGACGUCGGAGUACAAGGUCGCGGUCCUCGGCGCCGCGGGCGGGAUCGGCCAGAGCCUCUCCCUCCUCCUGAAGAUGAACCCAAUGAUCGCCCAGCUGAACUUGUACGACAUCCAGGGCACCCCGGGCGUCGCCGCGGAUCUCAGCCACACGAACACGCAGACCAAGGUGACGGGCUACGCCGGCGCCGAUUCGCUCGCCGACGCGUUGAAGGGCUGCGACCUCGUCAUCAUCCCCGCGGGCGUCCCGCGCAAGCCCGGGAUGACGCGCGACGACCUGUUCGAGAUCAACGCCGGGAUCGUGAAGACGCUGUGCGAAGCCGUCGCGGCGAACUGCCCGGGCGCGCUCGUGAACAUCAUCAGCAACCCGGUCAACUCCACCGUGCCCAUCGCCGCGGAGGUGUUCAAGAAGGCUGGCACGUACGACCCGAAGAAGGUCUUCGGCGUGACGACGUUGGACGUCGUGCGCUCGAACACGUUCGUCGCGGAGGCGAAGGGGCUGGACGUCAACGACGUCGACAUCCCGGUCGUCGGCGGACACGCUGGGAUUACGAUCCUGCCGCUCCUGUCUCAGUCGUACCCGGCGACAAAGUUCGACGCGGAUGAGCUCGAGGCGAUGACGGUUCGCAUCCAAAACGCGGGCACGGAGGUCGUGGAGGCGAAAGCCGGCGCGGGAAGCGCGACGCUUUCCAUGGCGUACGCCGCCGCGAGGAUGGCGGAGGCGUGCCUGCGCGGGCUCUCCGGCGAGGCGGACGUCUACGAGUGCUCGUACGUCGCGUCCUCCGUCACGGAGUUGCCGUUUUUCGCGACCAAGGUGAGGCUCGGCCCGGGCGGCGCGGAGGAGGUUCUGCCCGUGGGCGAUCUCACCGAGUACGAGAAGGGGUGGCUCGAGAAGCUCAUCCCGGAGCUGAAGGGCAGCAUCGACAAGGGCAUCGCGUUCGCGAACAAGUAAGUUUCCGUCGUUUGAUCGAUCUGAUGAGGAGGAGUCCUUAAGGAUCGGCGUUCACCACGCGAACGGGGUCGUAUGGGAAGCAGUCUGCCCAUCUGAUCGAUCGACGCGCGGGAUGGAUGACGGACGAGAAGGACGCGUCCCGUCGUCGCGAUCUCGACGCGAAGACGCGAUCGGAGAGCGACGCGCGCGUCGAGCGCGGAGUGUUGUGGUGUUUAUUCUACUGAUUUAAUUAAACAGAUGGAUUAUUCG
Molecule: messenger RNA, 1390 nt
Organism: Micromonas pusilla CCMP1545
Lineage: Eukaryota; Viridiplantae; Chlorophyta; Mamiellophyceae; Mamiellales; Mamiellaceae
Gene: MDH
Product: malate dehydrogenase
Exons: 7
Coding region: 53-1141 (362 amino acids)
Biological process (GO): tricarboxylic acid cycle; malate metabolic process
Cellular component (GO): cytoplasm
Molecular function (GO): L-malate dehydrogenase (NAD+) activity
Source: RefSeq, a predicted model, not a curated record